Messenger RNA from Alternaria burnsii, 300 nucleotides. RefSeq lists its product as uncharacterized. The transcript has a single exon. The record is from RefSeq and is a predicted model, not a curated record. Lineage: Eukaryota; Fungi; Ascomycota; Dothideomycetes; Pleosporales; Pleosporaceae. Bases 1 to 300 code for a protein of 99 amino acids.
AUGUCUUCCCCUUCCACUUCCAAUCUCUCAGCACCUAGACGUAUCCCUACGACUACUUUCGACUCCAUCCUACCACCUGAAAAGAUCUCCACCUGGGAGAUGGAGGACGCGGCCGCGAAGAAGAAGCGCUCCUCCGCGGAGCUUGCUGCCUCGGCAAAGUCUAAGGCUGGUGCUACCGUGAAGUCGGCCUUGACCAAGGCUGAUCAGUUGAAGAAGGCAGUAAGCACGGCGAAAGCGAAGCGGGAUACUGAUAAGCAGAUCAGGAAGGCUGAGAAGGAACAUCAGAAGGCAAGCGGCUGA